CCAUCACACAGCUCCAAACAAGAUGGCAGCUCCUCACUGGACUCUCCUGCUCACAGUGUGUGUUGCUAGCUUCUUUACGGCCCAUGCCAACAAGAACGCCCCCGUUGGCCAGUUCUUUGUGUACGAGCUUCAGAAAGAGGUCCACCAGGCCGACUUCAACCCUGUGAGCAAAAUCUACGGGCAGGUUCCCGAUGACCCCAUCGUGUUCAAGUGUAAUAAGCAGUUCUCCCCUGACCUGCCGGCAUGGAUACGCUACACACAGAGGCAUCCCCAUGACAACGGCUUCCUGUACGGAACGCCCAUGGAGGAGGACAGGGGCAAAAACAUCAUUGAGAUAACUGUGAUUAACCGACGGACUUACGAAACCUUUCAGGAAACCGUCAUCAUUAAUGUGGUUCCACGAGCCAAGCUGAUGCCCUUCCAGGUGGAGUUCUUCAUCCCGCGCAGGGACAUUGAGAAGGUGCUGCCCCCCACUGUUCAGUACGACAUACUGCAGGACGUGCAGAAGAUGUGGGGAGCGGACGACCUGGAGUUCGUCAACAUCACAUCUGCGCUGGACCGUGGCGGACGAGUGCCUCUGCCCAUCGCCGGAUAUUUUGAGGGUGUGUAUGUGAAGCUGGGCUCCGAGCGCUAUUUCUCCAAGUGCCUGCAGGAGGUGCUGACUCCCCUGCACGCGCGCGCGUGUGAGGCGGCCAGGCAGUCCGGCCGGCCGUACGUCAAGGUGACCACCGACUGCAGCGGCGGCUGCCUGGUGCCUAGCAACUGCGUGGAGUGGUGCCGCACCAGCCUGCUUGACUUGUCCAAACCUGAGCCCCCCCCUCCUGUCCCCACCAUGGGCUCUGGUAUCCUGGAGACGGGUGGGGAGUUCGACCCCCCCGAGUCCCUCCCUCCCCGUGACUUCUUCCCCGACUACGUUGCCACGGUGAUCUUCCCCUUUGUGCUGGCUCUGAUCCUGUUCCUUCUUCUGGCCUACGUCAUGUGCUGCAGGAGGGAGGGCCUUGAGAAGAGAGAUGCCAUGACACCUGAACUGCAGCUGCACCAUCACCACACCAUCAUCGGUAAUGCUGACGAGUUGCGUGGUAUGGCGGGCACCAGAGAGGGCGUGCCCCCGCCCCUCUCCACGCUGCCCAUGUUCAACCGGCGCACCGGCGAGCACCCCCCACCCCUGCAGCGUGCCUACCAGCCCGACAGUAUCCCCCUCAUCAUGGCCCAGCAGUGA
Molecule: messenger RNA, 1219 nt
Organism: Sardina pilchardus (European sardine)
Lineage: Eukaryota; Metazoa; Chordata; Actinopteri; Clupeiformes; Clupeidae
Gene: sgca
Product: sarcoglycan, alpha
Exons: 9
Coding region: 23-1219 (398 amino acids)
Cellular component (GO): membrane; sarcoglycan complex
Molecular function (GO): calcium ion binding
Source: RefSeq, a predicted model, not a curated record